This is a messenger RNA of Suillus clintonianus, 1559 nucleotides long. Its product is annotated as arginase family-domain-containing protein. The transcript is spliced from 9 exons. The record is from RefSeq and is a predicted model, not a curated record. Bases 256 to 1440 code for a protein of 394 amino acids. Lineage: Eukaryota; Fungi; Basidiomycota; Agaricomycetes; Boletales; Suillaceae. Gene Ontology annotation, molecular function: agmatinase activity; metal ion binding.
AACUUUGCGCACAAAGUUAUCUUCAUUCUAAACGUUGUCCUCGCCUCAUGUACAUCCUUCUUUGAACAGCUGAUCACAUAGUUCGUUUUCUCUAAUCUUCUGUGUCAAGAAUAUGGCGCCUGGAGCUUUCUUGAAGUCCCUUAUCAGGACACAUGGCACUGACUUCGUCUGUCCCAUUUUCCAGAUAAGAAUUCGCCUGUCUCUCAAAUCUCGAGUGGACAUAGGUCGUCUCCCCAAAUAACCAACGUUACUAGCAUGACUUUGAAAAGACUCCUUCAGUUUGCAAUCUGCGCGGUUUCUGUCAAGACCGUGUUCGCACACCAGGUCCCUUUGGACGACACUAUCGAACAGCCUGAGACGUGGUUGUCAAAAUAUGGUCCCCAGAUUGACCAACCUUUCUCUGGUCCAUUGGCAUUUUCUCACAUGACUUAUUCCCGCUGUCUGGAAGACGAAUCUGCGCAGUUCGAUAUAGCAGUUCUCGGUAUGCCUUUUGACACAGGCACCUCCUAUCGCCCUGGUGCUCGCUUCGGACCCUACGCGAUUCGUUCAGGCAGCAGAAGACAGAGGGAAGCUCGCGGAUAUAGCUUGGCUUGGGGCAAUAACCCGUACGAGCAAGGAUCAAAAAUAAUCGAUUGUGGUGAUGUUCCUGUAAUUCCAUUCGACAAUGUUCUUGCCAUGGACCAAAUGGAAGUCGCAUAUUCCACCUUGUUAAAUCGUCCUAUUGCUUCGAAGCAGUCCGUUUGGGCGAAGGGUGCUCAACUUGCGAAGGACGGGCGCGAGCGCCCAAGGAUCGUCAGCCUUGGAGGCGAUCACACAAUCGUGCUCCCAAUUCUUCGUGCUCUUAACAAGGUAUAUGGACCGGUUUCGGUCAUUCACUUCGAUGCACACCUCGACACCUGGAAUGGAUAUCCCGGAACCGUGACUGAGCAGUCGCGCAUCACCCACGGAACCUUCUUUUACGUAGCUAACGAAGAAGGCUUGGUUUCGAACUCGAGCAUCCAUGCUGGUAUUCGAUGCAAACUAGUGGGACUUGGAGACAUUGAAAAUGAUGAAUCGGUUGGAUUCCACUUCAUUACGAGCGAUGACAUCGAUGAUCACGGGGUUCCCGCGAUCAUCAAGCGCAUAAGGGAACGUGUUGGUGACACACCUGUCUACUUGAGUCUUGAUAUUGAUGUUAUUGAUCCUGGUCUUGCACCUGCUACUGGAACUCCCGAGGCAGGAGGCUGGACGAGCAGGGAGGUCAAGCGAAUCAUCCGUGGCCUGGCUGGAUUGAAUUUCGUUGGCGCCGACAUAGUAGAGGUCGCCCCUGUCUAUGAUCAUGCCGAAAUCACAGGCACGGCGGCGGCCGACCUUGUACACGAUUUUCUAUCGAUGUUCAUGUCUCAAUCGCCUCCCACACCACACGCACUUCCGGGUUCUUGGCCUCGAGACGAACUUUGACGCUUCUAACUUUCCAAGCUAUCUUUGUCUGUUCCCCAUAUCACCACGUGCCAAUCAGGUGUGCAGAUAACACAGAAAUACCUCUGGAGUAUGUAACACUACGUGAGAUGCAAUAUAAG